This is a messenger RNA of Wyeomyia smithii (pitcher-plant mosquito), 2015 nucleotides long. Its product is annotated as gastrula zinc finger protein XlCGF52.1-like. The record is from RefSeq and is a predicted model, not a curated record. Gene Ontology annotation, cellular component: nucleus. The transcript is spliced from 6 exons. Gene Ontology annotation, molecular function: RNA polymerase II cis-regulatory region sequence-specific DNA binding; DNA-binding transcription factor activity, RNA polymerase II-specific; zinc ion binding. Lineage: Eukaryota; Metazoa; Arthropoda; Insecta; Diptera; Culicidae. The coding region runs from base 610 to 1713 and encodes 367 amino acids.
CCGUAUCAGAACGGAUAAACCGGCGCGACAAGCAGCAUGCGCCUCGGUCGUAUCAGUUGCUCUGGUCACUAUUGCGGUUUGCAGCAGCAUGCAUGCACUUACCUACUGCAGUUGCCAGCGUCCAAUCCACCAGUAAAAGGAAGCGCUCUGCUGCGUGAACACGUGGUUCGCGAAUUUCUUGUGCGUAAUAAGGGUGUGCUGUCGUCGGUGCUGCAAUUAACCUGGUUUGCGCGUUUUGUGAUUAAAGGGCGGCGAGUUGGUGAUUUUUUGGAAUAGCUGAAAAGCAGGUUCGUCACUUGUGCUGUCUUUCAGUUCAUGGUGUGCAUUGCUGCAUUUUUAUCUCAGUUAAUUUAUAUGUGCAGAAAAACUGGUUCGAAAGUGGAUAAAAAACUGAUUGCAAAGUUGCUGCUAUCGUGUGUAUCAGAAACUCCGAGCAAUAAACGCGAAAGUAUUGGUUUUAAAGUAACUAACUCCACCAGUCACCAUUUGAAGCCCUCAAGCAUUUCGCUCAUAGCAUGAAACGUUCGUCUUUCGAUAUCAAAGUUCAGCUAGAUAUCAACGAUUAAAUAAAACCUUUCACAAAUACUACAGGAAAGUUUGCAUGCAACCAUGGAUCCGAUUUGCCGGCUGUGUAUGGAAGUCAGCAAUCUUAAUCAAACCAUUUCGGAUCAAACGGUUCUAACGAUGGUGGAGAAUUGUGUUCAAAUUAAGUUUGAUAUUGCGAACGACGUGCUGCCAUUGGAAAUAUGCGACGACUGUUACUACACGAUAAAAGACUUCUCGGAGUUUAAGGAAAAUUGUCACACUAUACAGGACAUGCUGCGGAAAGAAAUUGAGCAGAGCGGACUUGAGGAUAACCUAGAGGACAGCUCUGUUCUUGAUCUGUUUGAUGGAGACAUUCGCUACUCGGACGUGGAGUACAUCAACGAAAACCUCUUUGAUGAUAUAAGCACGGAUGAUUUGUUUAACGACAUUUUAAACAAUAACGAACCACAGGAAGAUAAAUCAGACAGUGUUCAAUCGCCGAUCGAUUCACCAGAAUGUUCGAGAGACGAGAAGAAGAAACGAGUGAAACGAAGCUACAAAGACGAAUACACUGGAGCACUGGUUACAUGUGAAAUUUGCGGUAAAAUGGUGCACAAAACCUUGAUACCAGGUCACUUGAAUAUGCACAAAGGUAUUAAGCCCUACACAUGCCCCAGGGACGGAUGCAAGUCAUCGUUUCAUUGCAAGCAUAAACUUAAACGUCACAUCGGCUACAAACAUUCCGAUGGAAAUUACCCGUGCGAUAAAUGCGAUAAAGUGCUGAACUCGGGAUUAGCACUUUACCAUCACCGCUUCGCGACCCACCAGGAACGGGACAAAACAUGCAACGAUUGUGGAAAACAGUUUCGAACCACUCAUGGAUUAAACCGUCACAUGACGAUACACAACAAAGAAGCAAAAUUCAAAUGUUCCUAUUGUUCGAUGGCAUUUCUGCGCGAGAGUUCACUUGAAAUGCACACGCGCAUGCACACAAAAGAACGUCCCUACGUCUGCGUUAAGUGCAGUGCUGACUACAGCCAUCAGAGACUGUUGGAAAAUCAUAUCAAACGGAAGCAUCCCGAGGCACCCAUUGUGCUACGGCCUGCGGCAGUUGCAAGCGACGAACCGGAAGUACAAGACGCAAGUGUCAUAUGCGUGCAACGCACUAUCGACUUUAUUGCUAUGUGAGAUGGGCACACGUUUUAACUGUUUUUUAAAGAUAUGAAUUAAAUGAAACACAAAUUAAAUUUAGAAUAGCAUGAUAGUUUAAUAGCAAGCCUUGUUAAUUUUUAUAAUAGAAAAUUUAAAUCAAAAUAUAAGAAAAAAAUAAAACAAGACCAACAAAAUGAUAGUCUCCCGUAAUGAAAAUUUAAUGUUAAUGUAGCAAACUAUAAUUAUAAGUUAUUAUAGCAAUAAAUAAACAUACUAGCUAAAAUGAGGAUUUAUAAAAAUUAAUCAAGUUCACCAGAAUGAGAAAGAUUAUAAAAGUG